AGGCUACGAACCUCCUUCAUCCAGCUAUCCUAAUGGGUUCGUCUCUUCACAUGCUGAGCUUCAGACUCUGACUUGAAUUAUCUAUAACGUUCAUGUCUUUGCUCGUUAUGAACUUCGCUCGUCACGCAUUCACCCUCUAUGAACUUCGUUCCUCGAUCCUUCACCCUCUAUGAGCUUCGCUCGCGGUUCUCCCUAUCAUGAUCUUCGUCAUUUCCCGCUAUGCUGCGAUCCCCCUCCCCACCUUGCACGAUCCCCUCCCCGUCUUGCACGACCCCCCUCGCACGGUCGCCCUCCCCGCCUUGCACGGUCGCCUUCGCUGUCAACUAUCACGAAAAUAGGGCAGCCGCCCUAACCUCGCAAGCGGCGCUAUCGGCCCCGGGGCGAAUGACUGUUCGUCCAUGCUCUCUGAACGAUCGGUCGUUGGUUCCUGCUCGACGAAGGACCGGUCGCAUGGCCGGUGGUUCCUGCUCGACGAACAAUCGGUCGUUGGUUCCUGCUCGACAAACGAUCGGUCGCAUUUCCCAGUCAAAGGCUAUCGGUGCCAGAGUAGAUGUGGGACGUCGGUGCCAGAGCAGAAGGUACGUCUGUGCCAGAGUAGAAGGACGUCGGUGCCAAAGUAGAUGGGACGUCGGUGCCAGAGUCGAUGGGACGUCGGUCCAGACUCGAAGGUCGAUGGAAGGAAGGAAGGAAGUAUAUCGCGCUCGAAGGACGAUGUAUAUCGCGCUCGGAGGGCUUCGUUAUGUUCCUCGCUGUCCCGCACGAAGAGCUAUCAAGAUUGGAUGUUCCUGCUCGAAGAGCUAUCAAGAUUCAACGUUCCUGCUCGAAGAGCUUCGUCGUGUUCCUCCGUGUUCUCUUCGUUCUAUCGGUUUCCUUUCUUUCAUUCAACUACUUUCCCUUCAUUCUAUCACUUUCCCUUCGUCCUUCAACCAACCUUCCCACCGCUCUAUCGCCUUUGCUAACCCCUACUGCUAGCGACACUAGGCACGUUGCGCCCUAUCAUCAGGGAACGUUUGCCCUUCCUAUUCAAAGGAAGACGCGCUCUCAUCGAACCGAGUAGAAGACGUCCUCACAUUGAGUGGAAAACCUACCCGAAAUGGGUAAGGUUCCCUCGGGUGGUCAGUAGGGUUCUCUCUGCCCUCGAGUCGCGCGCGAUGAUGCCUCGGAUUGCAGGUAAGGUCCUUCUAUCUCGAUUUGCAGGCGAGCGCCUUCUACCUCGGAUUGCAGAUGAGUGCUUUCUACCUCGGACUGCAGGCGAACGCCUUCUACCUCCGUGACUGUAUGCGCCGCACUGACCAGGCCCUCAGUCCGCGAGCAAUGUCCGCCUUUGUAUGAACUAUCAACGCCGC
This is a messenger RNA of Schizophyllum commune H4-8, 1346 nucleotides long. RefSeq lists its product as uncharacterized. The coding region runs from base 220 to 972 and encodes 250 amino acids. The transcript has a single exon. Lineage: Eukaryota; Fungi; Basidiomycota; Agaricomycetes; Agaricales; Schizophyllaceae. The record is from RefSeq and is a predicted model, not a curated record.